AUGAGAGAGACCCUAGAAGGACUUAGCCCUCAGCUGGCCGAAUAUCGAGUUAUCCCGGAGGGGACAAAUCUUAUUAACCAUUCUGGCUGCAUUAGCGUCGGGAGCCUGCGGUCCAAGUCAGGAGCUAACUCAGUCCUGAAGGUCCUGGCUCUGCAAUUAGUGCUCACGGUCAGGCGGUCGUCUUCGAUUAGUAGGGAACGGUCCUCGGAGCUGAGGGUAUCCUCCCGCUGUCAUCGCCGUAAUGAAGGAGGGGGCUGCGGUCUGGGUCACUGGAUAGAGUUGAGGAAUAUAGUAACAGGCACAGAACAGAACCUGAUAACGGUUACGUCAUUCUGUAUCAAGUAA
Nezara viridula (southern green stink bug) is the source of this 345-nucleotide messenger RNA. The record is from the annotation of a GenBank genome assembly. Lineage: Eukaryota; Metazoa; Arthropoda; Insecta; Hemiptera; Pentatomidae.